Molecule: messenger RNA, 1585 nt
Organism: Mercenaria mercenaria
Lineage: Eukaryota; Metazoa; Mollusca; Bivalvia; Venerida; Veneridae
Exons: 5
Coding region: 744-1037 (97 amino acids)
Source: RefSeq, a predicted model, not a curated record
ACCAUAUGAUGCAAGGUGCAUAACUCUGGCACCAAUUUUUCAUUAAUUACUCCCUCUUUGUACUUAGAAUUUUAGGUUAAAGUUUUAAUGCACUUUCACUCUGUCUCUGUUAUUACUGAAUGGAUUUGAUUCAAACUUAAAAUAGUUGUUCAACAACAUCACCCACACAAGGUGCAUAACUCUGGCACCAAUAUUUAAUGAAUUAUGCCCCUUUUUGCUUAGGAUAUACUUAUAUAGUGUUUUGAUAGAUUUUAUUUUUUCCUGUCUUAUUACUUUAAGUUGACAUUUUUGACAUAGACUCAGGCUAUUGUGUAAUAUCUUCAUCCACAAUUGGAGUCAUUAAACACUCCAGUGACAGCUCUAGUUUCCUCAGAUGUGCCCAGUUUCACUAUCCACCAUCGAAAUAGUCGAACGCGCUGUCUCCUGUGACAGCUCUUGUAUUAUUUCCCUUUACUCAAUGUUUUGUUCUGGGGCAUAACUAAAAUAUCACAAUUAUUUAUUCAAACUGCAUGCAAAUUCAGCAAGUUCAUUUUAAGAACCAUAACGUUGAAUGCCAAUUUAUUUAAUUAUCUCCCUUUACCAAGGUCUUGUUGAUUUAGUCCACAUUCUGACAACCGCAAGUACUUAUGGUUUUACUGAUUCCUUGUUUUUAAUGAUUUACAAUAUUUCUUUUGCAGAUUGACAAUAAGGAUCACCUUAAAACAAUAGAAAAACUAAGAGAUGAAGUAAAAAAGUAUGCAGUAAUGGCCGCUAAUCAUAAGGCUCACUCUGGUGAGAACGAAAGUCAGCAGAAAAAAUCCAGUAGGACUGCUAAGCGACCACUUGAGAAUGAAAGGGAGCCCUUGGUGGAUGAAAGUGAGCAACCAAGCAAGAAAGUAAAGUUCUCUGUUGGUGAAAAAGUUUGGGCAUUGUAUAAGGAUGGACAUUCCUACAAGGCCAGGAUUAUAAGGAUUAACAAAAAUUCCUACAGAGUGAAGUAUAUUCAAGAUGGAGUGGUCCAUGAUGUGGAUGGUGAAGGACUCGUUACUUAUGGUUGAAUUACCUGAAUUACCAGAAAUUUUCAUCUUAUGAACACAAUAGAGAUGUUAGAUCUUAAUCAAACUUGCACUUGUAUCAAUCCUUACGAGAACCAGUCAGAUUCCAUAUUACAAAAUCCUAUGAACUGAUUUUAUGUCAAAUUAACUCCCUCUGUUUCAAAUUAAAAUAGGUAUGUCCCAGUAACUAAUGAAGAUGCUGAUUUGAAAACUAUCAGGGGAGAAUAAUUAACUAUUACAAAUAACCUCACUUUAUUUUUAUGUUUUUAUAUAUAUUGCAUGCAUGACCAUCUUGUUUUUCUGUGCUAGCAUCUUUUAUACUUUGUAAUACCAUUUUGUAAUUUCAUCCAGUUUUGUGAGGCAUAGUUUUAUUUGAUUUUUGAACUGGUUGUGACUUUGGGUAGAUUGACGGGGGCAGUCUGUCGCGUCCAUUACCUCCCUUUGUUUCAAAUUAAAAUACUAGGUUUAUUUCAGUAAGUAAUAAAGAUGUUUUGAAAUUUGAUUUAUACCCUGGGAUGGACUCGGACAAUCAGGGUACAUAACUAUGGACU